Closterium sp. NIES-65 is the source of this 762-nucleotide messenger RNA. Lineage: Eukaryota; Viridiplantae; Streptophyta; Zygnematophyceae; Desmidiales; Closteriaceae. The record is from the annotation of a GenBank genome assembly.
AUGCUCAGCGCAUCACCUCAUCAUGAUUGCGCCGAGCGGAUGCACGGCGUGCGUGAUGCGGUGCGCGCCGUGCAAGUGAUUCUCGGCGCAUCACCUCAUCGUGUUCAAGUCGAGCGGAUGCACGGCGUGCGUGAUGCGCUGCGCGCCGUGCAAGUCAUGCUCGGCGCAAGACCAUUCCUUGCUUCGCGCAUCCCCGUGAACACACCGUGCGCAUGCGCGUCGCUAUUGCGGGGCAUGCCGUGCAUGAGACGCUUGGCGCAACCCGGCCUUGCGCCGAGCGGAUUCACGGCGCGCGCCGUUCCUUCCCUUUGCCCUCCGUUCCCUCACCCCGCCAUCCCCUUUCUCUGCCCUCCCUUCCUUCGCUCUGCCCUGCCAAAUCCCCUCUGUCAUCCCCUCGAUGUGCCCUCCCUUCCUUCACUUUGCCCGCCAUUCCCUCACAUCGCCAUUCCUGCUCUCUGCCCGACGUUCCUUCGCUCUGCCCUGUCAUUCCCCCUCUCUGUGCCCUCCUUUCCUUCUGUUUGCCCGCCAUUCUCUCACCCCACCAUCUCCUCUCAGUGCCCUCCGUUUUCUCCUUUGGCCUCCAUUCCCUAUCUCCAUCCGCCCCUCCCAGGGAAACUCGCUGCUCCUGCUCAUGUUUUCAUGCCCCACACUCUCCCUGCCCCACCCUCUCCCUAUCCGCCCCACCCUCUCCCUAUCCGCCCCACCCUCUCCCUAUCCGCCCCACCCUCUCCCUAUCCGCCCCACCCUCUUCCUUUUUUCUAA